CCGCAUCACUCCAACUGCGCCAGAUGAUUCUGAGGGGCAGUGAAGGGCCUAAGAUGUCGUCUCAAUCAAGUGAUAGGCUCUUAUGGCUAUGCAUAGGUGUCUCGCUUUUUUACGCUGUGCGCGGGAUUGUGACGGAGCUCCGGCGAGUCCGUGAGUUGACGGAGAUCAAAAAGGUCGAGAAAGAAGACCGCAUGAUUAGUGAGGGUACAGAAGAUGCUCUCAAACUCGAUACGUUGUUGAAGUUGUCACAGAGUACCAGUCAUGACCUCCGCGCCGCGGCUUUACGGAUAAUUUCUGAAAGAUCAACCAAAGGGUCAACCCGGGAUUUACUUCUAGAAGACCUUGCCAGCAAGAACAAGGAGCGAAGAAACAAAGCUUUGACGGCAAUGCACUUUUUGGUCUCCAACCGAGCAUUGUCUAGGACUACCGUAUGUGCUCGACUAGAAGAUUUGCCGACCUAUAAUGCCCUCAUCGAUUGCCUAUGCAAUUUCCUCGAUGAGCACGUGGAGGCGACUGGCACUACAGAGUCACCGAUUCUUCCAAAGACAAGGCCGCUUGGCGAGAAGAAAGCAUUACAGAUAUUGAACAUUAUACUCCAAGAAAGCAUUUCGGCAGCCCUGGAAGCCGGCAUCGUCAGCCGCUGGCUUGCCAAAUAUCCGUUUCCAUGUGCCCUGGCGGAACCCUCAAGACGCCAAGAUGUGGUACUGCUGAUGAAGGCCUGCUGGUCAGACGAUGCCGUCAUGAGCUCUAUCAUGAGUACGCUUUCGUCACAUAUCGAUGGAGCGAAGCAGUUACGCAAAUACGGUCUGAUGGGCAGCAUGAUCGAGGAAAAUGAUCAGGAUGAUGAAGAUGAAGAAGAAGACAUGGACAGUGAUGUGUGGAUGGUGGACGGAGAAGAUACUGCUGGCUCUAGGGGAGGUGCAGGUAGACGCGUCCGUUCAGAGAGCGCAGAGGAGCAGGCUCAGAGACGGCGCCGGAGAGAAGCGAUGGUGCUUGGAGACAGAGGAGACCCGCUGGGAAGCGACAAUAUUAUACAACCAGUGCAGAGCAAUUAAGGUAUGUCCAAGGCAGGAAAGGAGCCAAAUGGGAAUGUCUACAAAAUCAAA
Messenger RNA from Penicilliopsis zonata CBS 506.65, 1106 nucleotides. RefSeq lists its product as hypothetical. The record is from RefSeq and is a predicted model, not a curated record. The transcript has 5 exons. The coding region runs from base 54 to 1055 and encodes 333 amino acids. Lineage: Eukaryota; Fungi; Ascomycota; Eurotiomycetes; Eurotiales; Aspergillaceae.